Messenger RNA from Mangifera indica (mango), 1377 nucleotides. RefSeq names its product transcription factor TGA1-like. Bases 7 to 1143 code for a protein of 378 amino acids. The record is from RefSeq and is a predicted model, not a curated record. The transcript has 8 exons. NCBI's taxonomy places the organism in Eukaryota, Viridiplantae, Streptophyta, Magnoliopsida, Sapindales, Anacardiaceae. Gene Ontology annotation, biological process: DNA-templated transcription. Gene Ontology annotation, molecular function: sequence-specific DNA binding.
AAGCUAAUGGAGCUGCAUCCCAUCAUAAGUUCAAAGGGCAUGAACUCUUCAUCCACCCAAUUUGUCACCCCAAGUAGAUUUGGAAUUUAUGAGCCCAUUCAUCAACUUGGCACAUGGGGGGAAAACUUUAAAAGUAAUGGCAAUCCAAAUACAUCAACGCCAAUGAUCAUGGAGGUGGAUAUAAAACUAGACGCUCAGGUGCAAACUUCAGAGGAUACUUCACAUAGAACGUUCCCGCCUCCUACCAAGUACGAACAAGAAGCUAGUAAACCUUUGAAACUUCUGCAAAUACAAAGGCGUCUCGUACAAAACUGUGAGGUUGCUCGUAAAAGCCGGUUGUGGAAAAAGGCCUAUGUUCAACAACUAGAAUCUAGUAGAUUAAAGUUGGUUCAGUUGGAGCAGGAGCUUGAGCGAGUGAGACAACAGGGUUCGUAUAUAGGUGGUGGAGUAGAUGGUUUUCAGAAGGGGUUCUGUGGACCUGUAAACCCAGGAAUUGCUGCAUUUGAGAUGGAGUAUGGACACUGGGUUGAAGAGCAAACUAGGCAAAUUUGUGAACUGAGGUCUGCUUUGCAGGCCCAUAUUAGUGAUUUGGAGCUUCGCAUGCUAGUGGAGGGUGGCUUGAGCUACUAUUUUGAACUUUUCCGCAUGAAAUCUACUGCUGCAAAAGCUGAUGUUUUCUAUAUAAUGUCUGGCAUGUGGAGGACAGCAGCUGAACGUUUUUUCUUUUGGAUAGGAGGAUUUCGCCCUUCCGAGCUUCUUAAGGUUCUCGGUCCUCAUCUUGACACCUUGACUGAGUCACAAAAUAUGGAAGUUAAUAAUCUAAGACAGUCAUGCCAGCAAGCGGAAGAUGCUCUAACUCAAGGCAUGGAGAAAUUGCAGUCGACUCUUGCUGAAACUGUGGCUGCUGGUCAACUGGUAGAAGGAGGUUACAUCCCAAGGAUACCUACUGCAAUGGAGAAGUUGGAAGCUCUAGUUAGCUUUGUGAACCAGGCUGAUCAUCUUCGCCAAGAAACACUACAGCAAAUGUCUCGUAUCCUAACAACUCGCCAGGCAGCUCGAGGCUUGCUUGCACUAGGAGAGUACUUCCAACGUCUUAGAGCUUCGAGUUCAAUUUGGGCAACCCGUCCUCGUGAGCCUGCGUAAUCUUAUACCUGAAAAAAUCAACAAGCUCAAAAUCUCUGGAAGAUCAUCAUUGUCGGAACUUUGUUUCCUGAUCAGAGGUACUUCUGGACAUUGCUAUUAUAAACAUAAUAGCUGUUAUGUUUGUAAAUAUAAAUAGUCUUUUUACCUGGACAAAGUUAUGUUUGUAAUUAAAUCAAUUUUUGAUGCAUGAUGUUCAUUUUUAUCAUCUUUUAAAGAAUAUAUUUAGGGUUUAUG